AUGGCGCCCCCCAGAUGGACAAGCGCAGAGCAGUUACUCUGGCUGCAGAAUGAGAUGCCUGGAUACUUGCAGAUGCAAAAAGAGAAGAAAUUGCCUCGAUUCUUCGAUUCAUUGUUCCCAAGGUGGUUUAGCGACUUUCCAGAAGAGACAGAACUAAAUGGCAGCCCACCUUGUGAUGAGAACACUGGCAUAAAUGAGCCCAGCAGUGCAGGCAUCGAGUCCGUUAUCGACACAGCCCAGCUCAAUUCUAUAAACGCACCCGAUUUAGUCGAACAAGAAGACAGCCAGUCCAACUCACCUCCAAUGGGAGCAGCAGAACGACGCAAAAAAUUGCAGGAAUGGUUCCAAAAUAACUCAAAGGGAAAGACAACACCUGGUGGCAGCUCAACUGGUAGAGCCCUGUCUGUACUACUUGGCCAGCGCGCACGAGGUACUCGAGACCUCAAAGAGAUUGAAGUGUAUUCCAAACUGCACUAUGAGUCAAAAGUCAAACUGUUGGUUGAAGACGCUCUUAAAAAUAAUAUUGUGCAACCUACCCAAAGGCUUAGUAUGGUUCGGCUACACACCACUGAAUGCUUUGCAGAAGAGUCAGAAGAAGUUAAGAAAGAAAUUCGGGAGGAGACUGUAUGUCUCAAUGCUUCCAGAAGAUUGGGCGAUGUUGAGGGUCAGCAUCCGAGAACAAAGGAAGAAGUUUAUCGGACAAUUCAAGAGCUGCCUUUGAUUCUAGGUCAAGUUUUCGAGGAACUCUCAGCGUUGACAGGUGGAUGGCACUACACCGUUGUCAUGGGCGGAGCUGAUCCGUUGUGUGAAGGUGACAUCAUGACAUUGAGGUAUUUCAAAUUCCCUCUUUGCGACCGUUUGUUGAUUCAUCAACAGUUACCACCAUGUAUCUAUUACCAUUUGAAUGACACCUUGGAUACAUCCAUGUGUAUAUCAGCACCCUCAUCUACCCCGACCUCGUCUCAUCUUGCGCCCGUUGGCCUCAUCUCACUGGACGAAUUUCCGAACGAGUCCUCACUUGGAGAGAAUGUGAUAUCCGGGCCUGUGGUUGGUCCUUCUCUGUUGCAAGAACCGGGGGACUUAGUGUUGAAUCCUUACAUCAACCUGGACUUCGGUGGGUCUGUGGGAGCGAACGAACAUGGUGACUGGUUGAUGCACACUAGUAGCAGUGACCCAAACCUCCCAUCUCCCCGUAACAUGACAGACACACCAAUCACUGCUUGGAGAAAGUCAAUGGCGCUCAAUGAAGACCCGCUCGCAUCCCCCACCUUUAAUCGCAUUCAACAACGAGGUUCGAGCGCAGUGGGUCCAUCAGCCGAAGCAGUCCCUCCUUUCCUACCUCAUCCAUUGUCACCGCUUCAUACCACCCUCUUGCCCCAGCCUUCUUCGUUCUUUGUGUUUCCUGUACUCGAGGAGGUCGAUGCACUGCCCACGCUCCAACACCGUGAUCCAUUAGCAUUUAACCAGCCCAUGUUGAAUUCAGGGCCACGCUCACCUCCAGACCAACCGAUUCCAUUACCUUUGUCCCCACUUGUAUCCACAGCCUCCAAGUCACCGCAUUCCAAGUCUGUUGAACAUCAACCUUCACCGGCGUCUCACCAGCCAACUCAUCAACCUAAUUCGGAGGCGAUGACAGUGUUCAUUGACUGUCAAUCUUCGCCAGCUUCUCACCGGCCGACGCCUCACGACAUUAUGCUCGGGAUGCACACCAUGUCCUUCUACGUGAGCUGA
Molecule: messenger RNA, 1731 nt
Organism: Suillus fuscotomentosus
Lineage: Eukaryota; Fungi; Basidiomycota; Agaricomycetes; Boletales; Suillaceae
Exons: 6
Coding region: 1-1731 (576 amino acids)
Source: RefSeq, a predicted model, not a curated record